Messenger RNA from Ceraceosorus guamensis, 1011 nucleotides. Its product is annotated as putative short chain 3-hydroxyacyl-CoA dehydrogenase mitochondrial precursor. The transcript is spliced from 5 exons. The coding region runs from base 1 to 1011 and encodes 336 amino acids. The record is from RefSeq and is a predicted model, not a curated record. Gene Ontology annotation, biological process: fatty acid beta-oxidation. Gene Ontology annotation, cellular component: mitochondrion. Gene Ontology annotation, molecular function: NAD+ binding; (3S)-3-hydroxyacyl-CoA dehydrogenase (NAD+) activity. Lineage: Eukaryota; Fungi; Basidiomycota; Exobasidiomycetes; Ceraceosorales; Ceraceosoraceae.
AUGAUCUCAUCUGUCGCAACCCCACUGCGUACCUCGGUGCUGCGUUCUGCUGCUACUAGAGCGCCUACUGGCUUCUCUGCGAGAAACUUCUCCACCUCCCUCGCAGCUCAAAAGGAAGUCCAGAAUGUGACCGUUUUCGGAGCUGGUCUCAUGGGAGCAGGUAUUGCCCAAGUUUUGGCUCACAAGGGAGGCUACAACGUCACGCUGGCCGACGUUUCCGAGAAAGCCACAGCCGGCGGUCAAAGCAUCAUCUCCAAGUCUCUCACCCGCAUCUUCAAAAAGUCCAUGGCUGACAAAUCGGCAGAGGAGCAAGCUGAAGCUGUGAAAAAGGUGGUGGAUAGCAUCAAGGUCUCUACGGACGGGGCUGGAGCAGUCAAGGAGACGGAUCUGGUCAUCGAAGCCAUCAUCGAGAAUGUGGGGAUCAAGCAGGAAUUGUUCAAGUUCUUGGAUGGCAAGGCUCCCAAGGACGCUAUCUUUGCCAGCAACACUUCUAGCUUGAGCAUCAAGGACGUCGCUGCGACCAUCUCCGAGGAGAGGAAAGCAUUGUUUGGCGGUUUCCACGCGUUCAACCCUGUCCCACAAAUGAAGCUCAUCGAGAUCGUCAAGACAGACCAGACCUCUAAAGACGCUUUUGAGAGCUUGACUGCCGUCGCGAAGAAGAUGGGCAAGGUUCCCGUCAGCUGCGUCGAUUCUCCCGGAUUCAUCGUCAAUCGACUCCUCGUUCCAUACAUGCUCGAAGCCAUUCGCCUGGUCGAGAGAGGAGAAGCUACCAAGGAGGACGUGGACACGGCCAUGAAGCUUGGCGCCGGAUACCCAAUGGGACCAUUUGAACUUGCCGACCUGGUCGGCUUGGACACCUUGUCGCACAUCUCUAGCGGAUGGAGAGAUUCUAGGGUGUCUACAGGGGAGAUUUCGGCGGAAGCUGUCAAAGAAUCUCAGCUGCUCGAGUCGCUCGUCAAGGAGGGCAAGACUGGAAAGAAGAGCGGAAAGGGAGGCUUCCAUCCGCAGUAG